UAUUCGUGAUGAUUUUUUUAAAUAUAAAUAUAAUGAUCCUUAUAAGGAUAUCGAUUUAUUAAUGAAUUCUCGUAUAAAAACAAAUAAAGUAAACGCAUGUAUAGUUGUAUUAGCAAGAAAUAAUGAAUUAUAUCAAUUAAAAUCUUCUAUGAGACAAUUUGAAGAAAGAUGGAAUAAAAAAUUUAAUUAUCCUUAUGUAUUUUUAAACGAUGUAGAAUUUUCUGAAGCAUUUAUAAAUCAAACAAGUUCAAUCACUCAAUCUGAAACAAAAUAUGCUGUGAUACCGAAAGAAAUGUGGAGUUAUCCAAGUUGGAUAAAUCAAACAAAAGCUGCUGAAAAUCGAAAAAAAGCAGAACAAGAUCAUGUAAUUUAUGGUGGAUCGGAAUCAUAUAGACAUAUGUGUAGAUUUAAUUCAGGAUUCUUUUUUAGACAUCCUGCUUUACUUGAUUAUGAUUAUUAUUGGAGGUUAGAACCUUCAGUAGAAUUUAUGUGUGAUAUUGAUUAUGACCCAUUUUUAUUUAUGAAAAAGAAUGAUUUAUAUUAUGGUUUUACUAUAUCAUUAUAUGAAUUUGAAGAUACUAUACCAACACUUUGGAAUACUACAAAAAAAUUUAUGAAAGAAUAUCCUCAUUAUAUUAAUGAUGAUAAUUCUUUAAAAUGGGUUACAAAUGAUGAAAAUAAUUAUAAUUUAUGUCAUUUUUGGAGUAAUUUUGAAAUUGCAAAUUUAAAUUUUUGGAGAAGUGAACAAUAUAUCAAAUAUUUUGAAUAUUUAGAUAAAGAAGGUGGAUUUUUUUAUGAGAGAUGGGGUGAUGCACCAGUUCAUUCACUUGGAUUGGCAUUAUUUGUGAAUAAAUCUAAAAUUCACUUCUUUAAUGAUAUUUCAUAUUCUCAUCCACCUUAUCAACAUUGUCCCAUUGAUAAAGAAUUUCAUGAAAGUGGAAGAUGUCAUUGUAAUCCUAAUAAAUCUUUUGAUACAGAUUGGUAUUCAUGCACUGAAAAAUGGUGGGCACUUUAAUCAGUAUAUUAAGAUACUGUAUAUCACAAAAAAUAAUUAUUUAUUUAAGAUUAUAUAUUAAAAGUAUUUUAUUAAUAGA
Rhizophagus irregularis DAOM 181602=DAOM 197198 is the source of this 1094-nucleotide messenger RNA. RefSeq lists its product as uncharacterized. Gene Ontology annotation, biological process: cell wall mannoprotein biosynthetic process; protein N-linked glycosylation. Gene Ontology annotation, cellular component: membrane; Golgi apparatus. The record is from RefSeq and is a predicted model, not a curated record. Gene Ontology annotation, molecular function: alpha-1,2-mannosyltransferase activity. Lineage: Eukaryota; Fungi; Glomeromycota; Glomeromycetes; Glomerales; Glomeraceae.